AAAAUAGGUUUUCUGCCACAGUUUUUCGUGUCAUUGUCGUGAACAUGAAUCUUCAUUCUUCUGACCAAUGAGAGUCUGCUGGUGCCUCCACCAGUAGAUCUUACAGCCAAACAAACUUCUUUUAACCUUUUUUCACAUCAUGUAGUUCUGAUGUUCAGAACCCACAGAGACGAUGAACACAAUGAAACUUUGACAUCAAUCUGAUCUCUGUGCUCUCUGAUUCCUCAGGCAAUCAGGCUGAACAAGCUGUUCCUCAGACGAAUCACAUCCAGGUCCACAGAUAUGGUUUCAGUUUCAUAUCAACAAGAAGGACAGCAGCAGAGCUCGGCUGGCUCAUCAGAAGAUAAACCAGGACUCCUGUGUGUUCAGUUGGGACGCUGCAGGUUUAGAACAGAGCAUUUUGUCGAUAAAGUAUCAGCUGUGACAGGAAUAAGCGGAAGCUGCUGUUUUGACAUGAUGUUGAAAAUGUUUGGCUUUUACUCUGCAGUUAAUGGAUUUCUAAAAGGAUGCAGAAUAAAAUAAAAGUCAGAUUGCUUUUCCGGUUAAAACUCUUUAUGAUGACCAACAUCCGCAAUGUUCACAUUUGGAAAUGAUCAAACGUUUUGUUCUUUUCAUGCAUCUGACAGUUGUUGAACACUUUUCUUGAGGCAUUUGGUUUGUUUGGUGGUCUUUUGUGUAAUCUUCGCUUUUCACUGCAUUUGUAGAAAUCUCCAUGAAUCAGUGAAAUAGGACAAAAGUCCAUCUUCUGGAGGAAUGUUGCUUCCUGUCAUUGAUACACAAAGACAUUGUGUUCCGGUUCCUCUUCUGCGAUGAGUCGGGAUGAGCUGUGAGGGAUGUGAUCUUCAGGCUGGGUGGAGUUUGGAUCUAUUUAAGCGGCACUGCCUCUCGGGUUCUUCACGGUCAUGGCUCUUUCUUGGAUUACCAUGUGGACGCGUUGCCUCCUCUUUUUUGGAGUGCUAGUGGUUCAAGAUCAAGUUUCAGGCUCAUCUUCAUCAUCAAUGCAGUCAUCCUCAUCAGCAGAAUCAUGUGAUACAUAUUUCCUGGUUACAGUUCCUGCAGUCCUUCAAGCUGGAACCAAGACUCAGUUCUGUGCAAUUCUUUACGAGCCCGGCGAGUUCGUGGUCAUGACCGUCCAUCUGAAAUCUGAGGACAGUAGCCAGACGCUGCUGAAGAAGGGAACCAGCAACAGCUUCAUGAAAUGUUUUUCAUUCCAUGUUCCCCUUGUGGAAAAAUGUGAAAUCCAGCUGUUUGAGGUAAAAGUAGAAGGACCGACGGUUUACUCAAAGGAGGUCAAAAAAGUUCUCAUCAAGACUGUCAAACCCCAAACGUUCAUCCAAACAGACGCAGCCAUCUAUAAUCCUGGACAGACAGUGCGUUUCAGAGCGGUCACUCUGAACAGAGACUUAAAGCCUGUCGAUGAAAAGUUUGACUUUGUUUUAGUAAAGGAUCCUCACAACGCCAUCAUUGGACAGUGGGUGAACCAACAGACUCGCCGGAACAUUCUGGAGCAAUGCUUUCAGCUGAGCUCUGGAGCCUCAGAGGGAUACUACAGGAUAGUACUGAAAGCAGGAAAAGAGAGGUUCUAUCAGAGCUUCAAAGUGCAGAAGUUCUCUUUGCCCAAAUUUGACAUCAAAGUCACCAUACCAAAGGAGAUCAGUAUUGGACAGGAGCAUUUUGAGGUGGAAGUUUGUGCAAAGUCCAGAUGUGGUAAACCGGUGACAGGAAGCGCCGUGGUGACCGUGUGCCGCCCAGUCCAAAACCGCAUUCAUUGUUCUUCUGUUGUCACGUAUGAAGACCACAAGCAUCUCCAAAGAACGUCUCUGUGCACCACCAAAACAAAGCAGUUGUGUAGAUCCGGCUGUGCCACUUUGAAGUUUGAGGUUUCAGCUUUCACUGGAACUGACCCAGAAGCUUUUUUCGAUGUGUUGGACGUCAGCGCCACCGUGAGAGACAAGUUUACAAGCAAGUACCUUUGAAAACCUGUUUUUAAUUUGGUUC
Messenger RNA from Oryzias melastigma (Indian medaka), 1998 nucleotides. Its product is annotated as alpha-2-macroglobulin. Bases 903 to 1976 code for a protein of 357 amino acids. The transcript has 9 exons. The record is from RefSeq and is a predicted model, not a curated record. Gene Ontology annotation, molecular function: endopeptidase inhibitor activity. NCBI's taxonomy places the organism in Eukaryota, Metazoa, Chordata, Actinopteri, Beloniformes, Adrianichthyidae.